AUGGUUCCAGACAGAGGUCCGGCCACUUCGGCCGUCACUAUUGUCAUAACAGUCCUGGCCACGGUUUUUGUCGCGGCUCGCUUUUACACGCGAGCGUGGCUGCUCAGGUCUGUCAAACAGGAUGACUGGUGGAUUCUGGUGGCAUGGAUCUUUGCCGUGGGAUUCUCGACGUCGAUAUGUGUCGCUGUGAGAUAUGGCUUGGGAAAGCACAAACAAGACAUCUCCGACGACGCAUUCGUUACUUUACGGAAGGCUGAAUAUGCCUUUUCCAUCCUGUACAACCCCUCUCUCAUGCUGACCAAAACCUCCAUCAUCGUCUUCUUCCUAUCGGUCAUGAGCAAGGAUGUCGAUCCUGUCUUCAAAUGGUGCAAUUGGUUGACUCUUGCUGUUGUCAACAUUGCCGGAACCGCUCUCACCUUUUUCAACAUAUUUCAGUGUUCCCCAGUCGCAGCAGGCUACCUCUACCCUCGACCCAAAAAUGCCAGCUGCACCGACAUCGUGACGUUAUAUCUCUCUUCGGCCCCCCUCAAUAUCAUCACCGACAUCGCCGUUCUGCUCCUUCCAAUGCCGAUUUUGACCGGAAUGCGUUUGCCUCGGAAACAAAAGAUCAUCUUGGUUGCUACUUUCUCCUUUGGCGCCUUUGUCGCUGUCGUUGACGUCAUUCGCAUUGCCUAUCUGCAGCAGGCUUCUCUUAAUCGUCUGAAGGCUGUUGAUGGCGGAGGCGGGGGCGCAAGUCACAUCAUUGAGGAUGAUGGCUUCUCCUGGUAUGCAAGUCUCAGCUUCAUGUGGUCGGCCGUUGAGGUUUGCAUCGGCAUCAUUUGCGCUUGUGUGCCCAGUUUGAAGCCUCUGUUUGCUCGCUUUCUGCCGAGCUUCAUCAGAGACGCAGGGGAGGAGCUGACAUCCAGCAAUAGCAUUGAUCUGGGAAAAUCAAAUGAAAUGGCUCCGCGUAUCAAUUUGCCUAGAGGCAAUGUGUCAAUGCUAAACAACCCGGCUGCAUUCCGAAAACCAGUUGUCAAAGAAUACUCCGGGGACAAGGAGGGCAGCAACAUGGGGUUUCUCAAUUUCCUGGCUGAGCCGACGGGCGAAGAACAUGCUGGCUCUUCAUUAUCAAACACCACAAAACUCUGCCGAAGGGCAACGAACAACACUACCGUUUCAGAUUUUGGAUUUGUGAAGAUGUCGGGAAAACGGAACAUGUUAAAACUUUCCAACCGCCAAAGCGCUUGGCCAAUUGCAGUGGUCACGAUCAUCUUUUUCUUAUGGGGCUUUGCGUAUGGACUCCUGGACACCCUCAAUUCUCAGUUUCAGCUUAUGGCCAAAAUAUCGACCUCCAAGGCACUGGGUCUCCAUGCGGCAUAUUACGGGGGCUAUUUCGUGGGGCCGUUGACACUGGGCCACUUCAUCUUCCAGCGAUAUGGCUUCAAAGCAGUGAUGAUCGCAGGCCUGUCGGUCUAUGGCUGUGGAACUCUGGUUUUCUGGCCAUCGGCAGUCUUGCUAUCGUAUUCAGCAUUCAUUGUAUCCAACUGCAUUGUCGGAUUUGGUCUUUCGUGCUUGGAGAUUGCAGCCAAUCCUUACAUCGCCCUUUGCGGACCCCUUGAGUACGCGGAGGCCCGGCUAAAUCUCUCGCAGGCCUUUCAAGCUAUCGGCACAGUCUGUUCCCCGCUUCUGGCAACAAAAGUUUUGUUUAAGAGCGUGAACAAUGCCCCUUCUCUAGUGGAUGUGCAAUGGACAUAUCUGGGCAUCGCGUUAUUUGUCUUCGCGUUGGCCGUUGUCUUCUACUACAUCCCGCUUCCCGAAGCUUCAGACGGACAACUGGAGGAGCUCGCCGACCAGCGCAGGGAGGCAUAUGCUGCCAAAAUUGGACCAUGGAAGGUGGUAUAUGUGACGUUGGGGCUUGCUGUCUUCAGUCAAUGGUGCUAUGUUGGCGCGCAGGAAUGUGUCGGCAUCAAUAUACAGGCGCUGGCCAAGUUCGUCAAGCCGGCUUCCGAUCUGCAACCAUUCGACUUUCAGACUGUGGGGCACGCUGUCUUUGCGGUUGGACGAUUUGUGGCCGCUUUUCUCAACUACGUGCUCAAGCCCAGGUGGAUUCUGAUGGGCCUCUACGCGGGCCUCGUUACUUGUCUGGCUCUUAAUAUGCAUUUGAAUGGAGAUGCUGCUGCUGCCAUUGGAAUCCUCACAUUUUUCUUCGAGGCUGGCAUUUUCUCCAUCAUCUUUGCCAUCGGGAUGCGUGGACUUGGCAGGCAUACGAAGAUCGGGUCUGCAUUCAUGACGGCUGCAAUAUCUGGUGGAGCAGUCUUCCCACCACUUCAAUGGGCGGUUGCAGACUUCCCCGACCUGAGGUAUUCAUAUUGUGUCCCUCUGGCAGUUUCUGUAUUUGGGAUGCUGUUUGCGAUCUACCUGAAUACGGUUCCGCAGGCGAAGAUGCAAGUUGAUCCGGUCCACGGAAAUCGGGCCAAAUGGCGCGCAGAAAGCGCAACGCAGCACAAGAGCCCAGGCACCGUUGAAGACGAGAAGCUACAACAAUUUGGGUUACCAGGGAUCAUCGCACGGCGGAAACGGAAACAGCAGUCCGAGUCGCCAUCUGUGGAGCACAUCGAGCGGCAAAGUAUGAACCUGGAAGAGACGCCAACUUCUCCAGUCCUUUCAAUGGAUUUCGCAGAUGAGAAGAACUCCUUUCCGAGACCCAUGCCUGUCCAAGCGAAACAAUCGGGGGGUCAUGUUGCAGAACUGGCUCUAUGGCCUGUGGGAGAAGACGCAUCCGAGGCUACUGCCAGCAGUAGCGCCAGUGGCAAGCUGGAUGCCGGCGAGUGCAGAAACAUGAGCUCCGGAAUCACAGGCAACGUGAAGCAUGAUGAUUCAGGUGUGGUCAGUCAUCGACACCGGCCACCCUGGGAGGAGCAAGGUCAAGACGACGACCUCGAUGACUAUCAUGCAAUCGUUCGGAAGAUAUGA
Messenger RNA from Cladophialophora psammophila CBS 110553, 2952 nucleotides. RefSeq lists its product as uncharacterized. The record is from RefSeq and is a predicted model, not a curated record. The transcript has a single exon. Gene Ontology annotation, biological process: transmembrane transport. Gene Ontology annotation, molecular function: transmembrane transporter activity. Bases 1 to 2952 code for a protein of 983 amino acids. Lineage: Eukaryota; Fungi; Ascomycota; Eurotiomycetes; Chaetothyriales; Herpotrichiellaceae.